Messenger RNA from Hylaeus volcanicus, 2822 nucleotides. It is a transcript of the gene klhl10, whose product is annotated as kelch-like protein 10. The record is from RefSeq and is a predicted model, not a curated record. Bases 829 to 2799 code for a protein of 656 amino acids. Gene Ontology annotation, molecular function: protein binding. The transcript is spliced from 8 exons. NCBI's taxonomy places the organism in Eukaryota, Metazoa, Arthropoda, Insecta, Hymenoptera, Colletidae.
CUGAACGGCGGACAUGUAAGACCUAUGUCACAGCCAGAGGCGACAUUUACUCUCUUUUAAAAUCACACAAAAUAGUUUGUAUCUCUCUGCCACCCCAUCUCCACCGCUCCACUCCGGAUCGUUUUUUUAAAAUCUUUGUUGUAUAAAUCGGUCUUCAAGUCCGUCCGUCCACGUGUCAGAAAAUUUGACACAUCCGAAAUUGCAACGCGUAAGUUCCCAUUUCCAUCGCUGAACCUUCUACUUUGGCUGUACAAACCUGUACCUACCGGUGCCGAUCGAGUGCACGCAAGAAUUCGCCCCAAUCGCAUCCUCGAAGAUAAAAAUUGUAAAAAUUACGGAGUGAAAUUGUCCGAAACCGUUGACAACCGCGAGAAAUUCUAACCUCCUGAACGAUCAGAAAAUUAUCAAAGUCCUUUCAAGUCGAAUAUCCUUCAGCUCACAAAUAAGGGUAAGGUUACAAAUGUUCUUGGUAUUAGCGAUACGCGAUAUUUGGAAAAUUUAACCCUCGGACGAUCGCAGCGAGUCCAUCGCGGACCCCAGCCUCGUUAUUUCGCGAAUAGUUGGUCGAGUUCAUUGAAUCGCUACUUGCCAUUUUUGGAAAUCUUGUCUUUGGAACCUGUUUAAUCGUAAGGGGCGGUAACGCGUUUUCAAAUUUCCCUUAAAUUUACCGAAAUUAAUUUCGUUGGUUUUUUUCGACGAUACGAUUAAAAAUAUCAUUAGAAAAUUUUCAAGUGUCGCGCCCUCGACGUUCUCGACCAAACCAAUUGUUCGCACUUGUCGUCGCGAGUCCACCGAAGAGAUUUUCGCCCGAAGAAGACCAAAUCUGCUAUGGAUGUAGACUCGAACGAUCCCAGCAGAGAUAGCGACAUAUGCGAGACAAACGCUCAGCGUUUGAUAGCCGAAAGCGGUGGUCGUUGCAUGAGUACGCAAGCGAUGCAAUCUCUCUACGACUUUCGACAAAACAACCUUCUUUGCGAUGCAGUUUUGAGAUUGGAAGAUGGAGGUGUCUUUCCGAUUCACCGAGCAAUCUUGUCAGCCUGCAGCCCGUAUUUCAGAGCUUUGUUCACAACCACGCUGCAUUCCCGUGAGAAAACAGACGUCCUUUUACCGGGUGUUAACAGCAACAUGAUGAAUCUCCUCCUGGAAUACGCUUAUUUGCGAUCGAUCAACGUGAAUAACGAAAAUGUCUGCCAGUUGCUCGUCACCGCGGAUUAUUUGAACAUUUUUGGCGUUCUCGAUAUCUGUUGUGAAUUUCUCAAGAAAAACUUGGCUCCGGAAAACUGCAUCACCGUCAUGAGAUUUGCCCGAGAACAUUUUUGCAAGGGAUUAGAGAGCAGCGCGUAUCGUUACGUUAUGAGACAUUUCGUGCAGGUAGCCCAUCGAAGCGAUGAAAUUCUAGAUCUGUCCAUAGAAGAGUUAACGACGCUGAUCGGAGCCGACGAGCUGAACGUUAAGAGCGAGGAUACGGUCUGGGAAUUGGCACUGAAAUGGAUCGAUUACGAUCCACAGUCCCGAAAGGAUUACAUAGUCGAUUUGAUGAAGAACAUCCGCCUUGGUCUUUUGGAAACGCAGUUCUUUCUGGAAAAUGUAAAGGAUCACCCAUACGUUACCGGAAACGACGCGUGUCGGCCCAUUAUCAUCGAGACUUUAAAGUUUUUGUACGAUCUCGAAAUUAUCACUCAAAAAGAUGGUGAAAUACCCACCCCGAAAAUUGCACGACCGAGGGUGCCCCACGAGAUACUGUUCGCGAUAGGUGGAUGGAGUGGCAGAAGUCCUACAAAUUUCAUAGAGACCUACGACACCAGGGCGGAUCGAUGGGUCAAGGUGGAAGAAGUAGAUCCAAUCGGUCCACGCGCUUAUCACGGAACUGCGGUUGUUGGUUUUAAUAUUUAUGUAAUCGGUGGUUUCGAUGGAGCAGAUUAUUUUAAUAGCUGUCGUUGCUUCAACGCUGUUACCAAAGUCUGGAGGGAAGUUGCUCCGAUGAAUGCUAGAAGGUGUUACGUGAGCGUUGCUGUGCUCAAUGACCUGAUUUAUGCGAUGGGAGGUUACGAUGGUUACUAUCGACAGAGUACCGCGGAACGCUACAAUUAUAAGACAAAUCAGUGGUCCUUGAUAGCGCCAAUGAUUUGUCAAAGAUCAGACGCCAGUGCAACUACUUUGAAUGACAAAAUAUAUAUUACGGGCGGCUUCAAUGGCCACGAAUGUUUAAAUUCUGCAGAAGUGUACGAUCCAGAAAGUAAUCAAUGGACGAUGAUAGCUCCGAUGAGAUCGCGCAGGAGCGGAGUGUCCUGCAUAUCUUAUCACAACCAUGUAUACGUUAUUGGGGGUUUUAAUGGAAUAUCGAGAAUGUGCAGCGGGGAAAAAUACAAUCCUACCACGGAUAUGUGGAGCUCAAUUCCAGACAUGUACAAUUCGCGAAGUAAUUUUGCAAUUGAAGUGAUCGAUGACAUGAUAUUUGCAAUCGGUGGAUUCAACGGUGUUACUACGAUUUAUCACGUCGAGUGUUACGAUGAAAGAACAAAUGAAUGGUACGAAGCAACGGAUAUGAACGUGUAUCGGUCAGCAUUGUCAGCCUGCGUGAUCAUGGGCUUGCCAAAUGUGAACGAUUAUAUUCACAAACAUCGCGAACGACUGAUGGAAGAAAAACGACAGAAAUUGUUAGCGCUAGAGGUGCACCGUAGCCAACAUCAAGAGCAAAUGCAGCCAAAUCGUGAAAACAUGUUAAACAACGAUAUUAUACCCGCGCCACCGCCUCUGCCAAGGAACAACGACUCCAGCAAUGCAAAUCAACAGAAUUGACGAUGGAAAAGUUACAGACCUGG